Molecule: messenger RNA, 4490 nt
Organism: Megalops cyprinoides (Indo-Pacific tarpon)
Lineage: Eukaryota; Metazoa; Chordata; Actinopteri; Elopiformes; Megalopidae
Product: MAP/microtubule affinity-regulating kinase 3-like
Exons: 17
Coding region: 711-2768 (685 amino acids)
Biological process (GO): intracellular signal transduction; protein phosphorylation
Cellular component (GO): plasma membrane; cytoplasm
Molecular function (GO): protein serine/threonine kinase activity; ATP binding
Source: RefSeq, a predicted model, not a curated record
GUACUUUGCAGGCAGUGUGUAGCCAUCUUGGAUCCAGCAGAUAAGCAAGCAGUCUCCCUUACUUUGGAGAUGGGACGAAUCGCGCAGCCGGCGGGGUCCUAGAUCACUAUCCCCCUUGCAAAACCGAGGCGCUGUACAUCGGACGCCGAAUUCCUCCCGGAGCCCAUGAAGACAAAUCGACACUGCAAUCCGGGACCGGUUAAACGUGACCCCACUCCCCUCCCUCUGUUUCUUGUCUGAAUGCUGUGCAGUUGUCGAGGGCCUGUUAGCUUACUUGUCAAGUGUUUGUGUUGAGUUCACUUUUUCAGCUUGCGCUACCUAGCUGGCUAGCUAAGUAUAAGAAGAUCGGGAGGGCUUCCGAACUGGCCGACAAUAUACUUGCCGAGGCGCAAUGCUAUGAUUUCUUUUCGGGUAACUGAGCGAGGAGCGCCGUCCGGCUUUUCGCAAUUUGUUUCACCGGUGUGCAGGAUGUUUGCAUGGGAUGAUGCGACUCGGUAGUGUACUCGUUUAGCAAGUUAGCUUAGCUACGCUGGGGUUAUAUCCAGAAAUUUAGAUCGCCAGACUUUGGAUUGCUGUUGAGAUCACCGAGCCCAUGGUCUUUGGUGAGGAGAAAGCAGCCUUCCUCCCCUCUGACUAAGGCGCCGUAAAAUCAAACGCGACCAGAGCCACUCCUGGGAAACUAGCUGUCUAGCUAGCGACGUUGAUGAAAAAUGUCAACUAGAACACCACUACCUACAGUCAACGAACGUGACACUGAAAAUCACACCUCGCACAGCGAUGGCCGAUCGGAGGUGGCCCCGCGCCCGGGCCGGUCGGGUGCCCGCUGCCGGAACUCCAUUGCCUCGUGCGCUGACGAGCAACCGCACAUCGGCAACUACCGGCUGCUGAAGACCAUCGGCAAGGGCAACUUUGCCAAAGUCAAGCUGGCGCGCCACAUCCUCACAGGAAGAGAGGUCGCAAUAAAAAUCAUUGAUAAGACGCAGCUGAAUCCUACCAGUCUUCAAAAGCUCUUCAGGGAAGUCAGAAUAAUGAAGAUAUUAAACCACCCAAAUAUCGUCAAACUUUUCGAGGUCAUCGAGACAGAGAAGACGCUGUAUCUAGUGAUGGAGUACGCUAGUGGAGGGGAGGUCUUCGACUACCUCGUAGCCCACGGGAGGAUGAAGGAAAAAGAGGCCAGGGCUAAAUUUAGACAGAUUGUGUCCGCAGUACAGUACUGUCACCAGAAGCACAUUGUACACAGAGACCUCAAGGCCGAGAACCUCCUCCUGGAUGCAGACAUGAACAUCAAGAUUGCCGACUUCGGCUUCAGCAACGAGUUCACGCUGGGCAGCAAGCUGGACACGUUCUGCGGCAGCCCGCCCUACGCCGCGCCCGAGCUCUUCCAGGGGAAGAAAUAUAACGGGCCCGAGGUGGAUGUCUGGAGCCUAGGGGUCAUCCUGUACACGCUGGUCAGCGGCUCACUGCCCUUUGACGGACAGAACCUCAAGGAGCUACGAGAGCGUGUUUUGAGGGGGAAGUACAGGAUCCCAUUCUACAUGUCCACAGACUGCGAGAACCUCCUCAAGCGCUUCCUGGUGUUGAACCCGACCAAGCGUGGCACUCUUGAGCAAAUCAUGAAGGACCGCUGGAUAAAUGCGGGCUGUGAGGAGGAGGAGCUCAAGCCUUUUGUUGAACCAGAACUGGACAUUUCGGACCAGAAGAGAAUAGAUAUCAUGGUGGGACUGGGAUACUCUCGAGAGGAGAUCCAUGAGUCGCUGGCACGGAUGAAGUAUGACGAGAUCACCGCCACCUACCUGCUGCUGGGCAGGAAGUCCUCUGAGCUGGAGGCCAGCGACACAAGCUCUAGCAGUAACCUGUCGCUGACCAAGGCCAGACCCAGCAGCGAGCUAAACAAUGGCCAGUCACCCUAUCACCUCAAGGUCCAGAGGAGCACCUCCACCAGCCAGAAGCAGCGACGCUACAGCGACCAGGCUGGCCCAUCCAUUCCCUCCGGGACGGCACAUCCAAAGCGGAGCCAGACCAGCGCAGCCGACAGCGACCUGAAGGAGGAGGGCGGGGCCCAGCCGCGCAAAUCCAGCACGUCAGGGGGGCGGGGCGUGGCCCCCACCAGCCCGCUACUAGGCACUGCCAGCAACCCCAACAAGGCUGACAUUCCCGACCGCAAGAAGGGCUCCUCCACUUUAGGCAGUAACUCUGUGACCGGAGGGAUGACCAGGAGAAACACAUAUGUCUGUAGCGAGAGGAACACAAGCGACCGCCACUCGGUCAUUCAGAACGGGAAGGAGAACAGCCUGACAGAAAUGUCUGCUUGCGCGACUAGCCCCUCCGCGUAUGCGCCCAAGCUAGUCGCUUCCUCCGCCUCAGUCCGGCUCCGGCACCAGAAGGCCACGUCGCCGACGGCGUCCGGCCACCUGAGCCGCACCACGCUGCCGCCCGCUGACAGCGGAGCAGACGUCUACAGGCCCAACAGCACGGCGGUGCCAGUGGGCCAGCGCAACCCGGUGGCAUCCACCCACAGCAUCAGCAGCGCCACGCCACCAGACCGGCUGCGCUUUCCGCGCGGUACGGCCAGCCGCAGCACCUUCCACGGUGGCCAGCUGCGCGAGCGCCGCACCGCCACCUACAACGGCCCGCCCGCCUCACCCACCCUCUCCCAUGAUGCCACACCCCUCUCCCAGUCCCGGAGCCGCGGCUCCACAAACCUCUUCACCAAGCUCACCUCCAAGCUCACGCGCAGAUUCACCAGCAGAAGAUAUAGAAAGUUAUAGAAAAUUGGAGUUGGAGAACUAGAGUAAGGGACUAUGUGAACCACGUUCUUGUGACAGCAGCUGCUGAGUCUGUGCUAGGGCUUUGUGCUCCCCUGGUCCUUCUGCCAAUAGAAUGACCCCCCCAGACACAGCUCACACACAGACACACGGCACUGACGCUGAGGUGCAGCACUCCACUGCCCACACCAAUGCUUCAAACCCUGCCCCCACAGCCAAAGGCCACCUCCCUCCCCACCAUCCCAUUGCCCCAACAGUAACCCCCUUUCCCAUAUCUGGGGAACCAAAUUUCCUCCACAGAGUCCCAUAUCAGAGUCGGUAUGUUCAGCAGGAUAUCAGGUACCUUAGAGAGGGGCACCUGACCUGUUACAGCCAUGGUGAGUAUGUGGAGUUUCCUGUGAGUGGAGCACAGAAGGGAUGCCCCCACCUUCCCUCUGCAGAGCUAAGAUUAUCAGAAGCUAAUAUUCAGGGGUAGCUGGGGUUGAGAGGCCUUGUCGAGGUCAAACGGAAGCACUAAGCAUGCUUUGGUCCCUGUCUCAAUUGUGCCUGAAUGAGGAGGAGGCUGUACAUACAUGUGUGUCUCAGGAAGGCUCCAUGAAAGACACAUACUUUCCAAACUGCAGCUCCUCCCAUGGCCUGAGUCCCAACGGCACCACCACUGUGUGCUGUAGGGAUUCUAAGAGCUGGUGCAGACUCAAAGGCACAUCCAGCCUUUCCCUUUUGCCCAGGUAUCAGGCUCAUUUCAGGCCACACAAACCUCAGUCUGCAAGUCCCUCAGAAACUCUUGAGUUUCAGUGGUGCUCCCAGGCCACCCUUGGAGGGAAAAAUGUAUAUAAUUUUAAUCCCCAAAUAUCAAUAUGGGUCCCCUUGUCCAGUGAAUAUAAUGUAGCCUUUGUCACCAGUAUGGGUGUUCAGCUCCUCACCAGGCUAACCGGAUUAACCUCUCCCAUGCCCUUUCCUGAGGGUUUGCACCCAUCACCCUUUGUCACCACUGCCCCUCCACCCCACUCUCUCAGCCUCCAACCACUCCCUCCCACCACCCUACAGAGUCCCUCCCACCCUUCCAUUCACCACAGUCUGCAUGACCUCCACACAGUACUGUUGUAAAGCGUUCUGUCAGCAUGUACCUGAUGGUCUGAUAUAUCUGUCUGUGCACAUAAGCGUGCGUUUGCGUGUCUGUAUGUAUUUGUGCACAUCGUUAUAUACACGUCCCCCAGUACCCACAAGCUCAGACCACUGCCAACCACUCACCAUACACAAACACUCCCAGCAUCCCACAAAAGAGCGCCCCCUUCCCUGUGUCGUCCCUGCGUGCGCUCCCAUUGUCUGUCCUGUUCCUCUUCAGUUAAAGAAGCAAGAAAGAGCGACUGCCAGCAAGACUGCCCCACUGCCGCCAAUUUGAGUCUGCAUGUCAAAAUCAAAGCCAGGAGGAGGACAGCGGGACAUGCACAGUUCGGUCCCAGUCGAGGGAAAGGCCUUUCAUUCCCAACACUCACAAACCCCUCAUUUCCCAGUCUGCUGCAUUUGAACUGCAUGUCCAGUAUAUGGACAGGUUGGGAAUUGCCCUCCCUUUACACCACAUCUGUCACGGACACACAUGGAGCUGCAGAGAAGACAUAGACACUGGCUUAUGACUUUCUUGGUUUUCUAACUCUGUUGACUGUCUUCUCCCUCUUUCUCUCUCCUUUGACCACUUCCUAACUGACAAGUUGUUUUUUUUUCCUC